Molecule: messenger RNA, 600 nt
Organism: Ambispora gerdemannii
Lineage: Eukaryota; Fungi; Glomeromycota; Glomeromycetes; Archaeosporales; Ambisporaceae
Source: the annotation of a GenBank genome assembly
AUGGCUGUUUUAUUGCGGGAGGCAACCUUCACUCGCAAGACAAAAGAAACAGACAUUAACGUGGCUUUAAGCUUGGAUUCUGUUGGAAGUCAAACGAUCGAUGUCGAUUCUGGGAUUGGAUUUUUGAAUCAUAUGUAUGAAGCCCUUGCAAAGCAUUCUGGAUGGUCACUCGUGCUUAAAUGCAAAGGUGAUUUACACAUUGACGAUCAUCACACCGCUGAAGACACGGCAAUAGCAUUAGGUAAAACGUUUAAGCUAGCGUUAGGUGAGCCGCGGGGAAUCAAGCGGUUUGGGUAUGCUUAUGCUCCACUAGACGAGGCCUUAUCACGUGCAGUAGUAGAUAUCUCUGGGAGACCAUUUGCGGACAUAAAUCUCGACUUGAAACGUGAAAAACUCGGCUCGUUGUCAACGGAGAUGUUGCCUCACGUGUUAUCGUCUUUUGCUACUGCGGCGGAUAUUACUCUGCACGUGGAUGUGUUGAAAGGGAAAAAUGAUCAUCAUAGGGCAGAAUCUUCUUUCAAAGCUCUUGCUAUCGCUCUACGACAAGCAGUUGAAAGGACGGGAACAAAUGAUGUGCCUAGCACCAAAGGUGUCUUGUAA